AUGCAGCUCAAACAGUUCCUCGGUCUCUUGGCCUUCGGCCUGCCGUUGGCUUUUGCCUCCCCUUUGCCUGCUCAAAAUAGCGAGGCUAUUCCUUAUUACCCAAAGCGCAGCAACGAGGGCGAAGCCAUCCCCUAUUACCCGAAGCGCAGCGAGGAGGGCGAGGCGAGUCCCUGGUACCCGAAGCGCAGCAACGAGGGUGAAGCCAUCCCCUAUUACACCAAGCGCAGCGAAGAGAGCGGGGCGAUCCCCUACUACCCCUAA
Molecule: messenger RNA, 261 nt
Organism: Aspergillus campestris IBT 28561
Lineage: Eukaryota; Fungi; Ascomycota; Eurotiomycetes; Eurotiales; Aspergillaceae
Exons: 2
Coding region: 1-261 (86 amino acids)
Source: RefSeq, a predicted model, not a curated record